CCUCGUGUCUCGCGAAUCCAACGCAUCAAACGGUUUGCGAUUUCGUUGAGAAACGAAGGAGAUAUGGUCAAAAUACCGAGACUGCGUCGGUGGCGACGGGCCUCUCAGGAACUCCCAGAGAGUAUCAUAGAGAAGACCCGACGUUGGAAGCUUGAAGUUGAUAGAGGUGUCCGUACGUUGAACGUUCGUUGAGGCGUAUACUUUAUUCCUAUCACUUCCGUCUUCAACGUUAUCAAGGCGAGUACAUUGCACCCUAGUAACGCAAUCCUUGGUUGAAUAUCAAUCUAGAUAUAUCUUUAGGAUUGAUUGCCAUAUUAUAAGUCAUUUGUGCUUUAAGAUCAAACUCAUUAGACUCAUAAAGUAAAAAUAUGUUUUUCUUGAUACUUCACCUUAAAUGAAAAUGUAAAUGUUAAGAAUAUUUCAAAUACAUAGAUAUGUUAAUCAUAAGUGUUAAAAUAACUCAAAGAAGUAUUUUAGAUGUCAAAAAAAUAUAAAAGAAAAAAUAAAAAAAAAAUUCGCGCCAAACGGUUGACUGUUCCGAGUCCCGUAGCUUAAUUAAAUGAUAUUUUUAUCAGAUUUCAUCCAAAUAAAAUAAAGUAUAUUUAUCCAAUCAUGUUGUUUACAAAUUGUUCAUAUCAUGUGAUUCAUUUCAUCAUCCAUAUUGAAACAUAUCACAUCAUGUGCAUGCGCAAGAGAUCAGGCAGAAGUGCGUCUCUUGUAGUUGUGAUUGUGCGGGACUUAGCAGUCCGACAUCACGGACCGGGCUUAGUGUACGUACAUGGUACUUAGGCUUUCGAGUACCACCCCUAUUUCUGCGUGAGUUCGUCGUACAAAAUGGGCGAAUCUCAUAGUUCAAGGCUUGUCCUUGUGACCUAGAAUCAUACAGCAUGAAUUCAUCAUCAAGCAAAUGCAAUCAUUAUGACUAUGUAUGACAUCCAUUACGUAUCACAAUCAUCAUUUGAGCAUACAUGCUAUAUUAUGUCAUAUCAUGAUAAUUAUAUGUCUACUUGCU
Cuscuta campestris is the source of this 1012-nucleotide messenger RNA. Lineage: Eukaryota; Viridiplantae; Streptophyta; Magnoliopsida; Solanales; Convolvulaceae. The record is from the annotation of a GenBank genome assembly.